Molecule: messenger RNA, 1602 nt
Organism: Malassezia globosa CBS 7966
Lineage: Eukaryota; Fungi; Basidiomycota; Malasseziomycetes; Malasseziales; Malasseziaceae
Exons: 1
Coding region: 1-1602 (533 amino acids)
Molecular function (GO): metal ion binding
Source: RefSeq, a predicted model, not a curated record
AUGCAAGAAAAGCAGCCAGAACUGUUUCCUGACGACGAAACUAUUGACACAGAUACCAUUGACCCCGAGGAAUCAUCGCAUUCAGGCGCCAAGAAGCAGUGGAUCGAAGCCAAGUCGGGCCGUAGAGCAUGGGGAGAGUAUGAACUUUUUGAUGACUCUUUUGGUGUACAUCCCCAAAUUGUUUUGCAUGUCGAGUCGCCUAAUGCUCUUACACCUGUAGACUCGCCCGACACACCGGGAUCUGACCACAUGUCUUCAAGCACCUCUUCAUCGCCUGGUACAUUCACACGUACGCCUCGAAAGAACAGUAUGGCUUCUCGCUCUUUGCGGCACUCUAUUCAGCAGCUUGAUCUAGGGAAACCUGCACAGGAAAUACCGACGAUAGCCUCACGCGACUACAAGGGAGCUGAGGAAAUGAAUGAAGUGGCACCUGGCUUCCAUCAUCGUCGAAUUGUGAUUCCGCUAAAAGCUGAUGAGCGUUUUUUCGAUUUGCUCAUCUUGGCUAUUCGUCGACUUCUUCAGCUACAUGUUUCUCAGCAACGAACCCUCACGAUGCAUGUGGAAUCGCUUUGCUCGACCAUUGCUGAGGUGGCCAGCCCAGUCAACUCUCACAAUGACAUGUAUGUAUGGCGUGAAAUCUUCUCUUUGUGGCUCGAAUUUGAUAUAUUUGAAGGCACUAGGGAGAAAGACCGUGGUGAAAUGAGUGUCGCGGCGAGUGAGUCACGGUUGCACAAGUAUUUGGAAGCACUCGAGAAACGCGGUCUCCUUACUCCCCAUCAAUCUAUUGAGCAGCGCGGAAAGACGUUAGCCGGUACACUUGACUCUUGGGCAUUGCAAGCAUUUUCACCUACUAAUCCUUUGACUGAUCCGCGCAGCAUUGCUACGCUUGAGCAUUUCUUGCGUCUGAAUGUCGCACUUGUGACUAUUAAACGCUUUGAGCGGCUUAACAUCGAAACCAUCCGCAAAUUAUUUAAAAAACAUGCUAAGAAAACUUCUCUCCAUAUCAGAGAGAACAUUAAUCGUAUUUCUUCCUCUUCAAAGGCCCAGCAACUGCUGCGUGCUGCUUCCUUUGAUUCGCCUAUACCCGAACUCGACUGGAGCCAUGCCUCCGUGGGAGAUGUCUUGAAGUCUUUGACAGCUUUGGCUCCUUCCAAGUUCCAGGCAAGUUUCCAACUCUCACUUCCUCGAAUUGUUUCUUGCCUUUUGACGAAAGCCCUUAUGCCAGUUCUUCCUAGUGUAGAUGAUUACAGCUGCUCAGUGUGCACUUCGAUUGCUUGGCAUCCUAUCCGACUGUGUUGUGGACAUCUCUUUUGUAUCCGUUGCCUUGUUAAGCUUCAAAAGCAGGGGAUGAAUGAAUGCCCUCUUUGUCGAGCACCUAAUGCCGUACGCGAUGCUGAUGAGAACAACCUCGACUGUGAUAUGAUGAAAUAUCUUCAAGAAUGGUUCCCUCGAGAGGUGGAAGAGAAAAUCAAGGAAAACAAGUCGGACCGUUCAGUUGAGCAACGUCAUGAAAAGCAAGUUCGUCGCAAGAACCGAUGGGCUCGUUUCAGGACAAGAUAUCAUCCUGAAAAUGAACCUCAGCGAGAAUGCGUCAUUUCGUGA